UUUCCACAUACAUUUAUUUGUUUUUGAAGCGUUAACAUUUUACAUUUAGCAUACAAAAUUAAUUUGAAAUUGUACAAUACGUAAUAGACCAGUUACCAUAGCCUAAGAAGGCACUAUGUUAUGGUAGAUUGCUGGUAAAGGUUGGUUAGUUUACGAAGUUCUUAAUUGUCAAAAAAAUGGGAUCCAACCGAAAGCGUAAAAGCGACGUGAAUGGCACAUACAAACUUAUUCGUCUUUAUCGCGCCAAUGAUUGUCUUUGGAAUCCAAAAUCAUCGGGAUUUAAGAAUUUGGCGUUGAAGGAGAGAGCCUGGUUACGCAUAUCACAAUUUUUUAAGGACAAGCUAACCGUGGAGCAGAUCAAAUUGCAGAUUUUAUCGCUUCGUUAUUACUAUGCCACAGAACUAUUAGCCAUUAAACGCAGCAAACUGGGAGGAUACCACUAUGUCCCUCGACAAUCGUACUUUGCAGAUCUGGAGUUUUUGAAAGAAGCGAUGGAGCACAGUGUCACUGUUAAAGCCAUUGAGACAAAGACUCAGGUCACCAGCGACCAAAUCAACUGCCUCGUUGAGGAUGCAUUUCUGCUGAGCAGCAGCGAGAACAGUAUCCGCAGCGAACAAGUUGAUUUUCAGAUCACUUCCGCAUCGAAUGAAGAUGGCAUUACAAGCUCUGUGCUGCAUUCGGUUGUCUCCUCAGACAGAGAGCAAUUUAUGCAACUGCCUUUGCCUCCACUUGAUGUACGAGAUAAUCAGCUUCCAAUUCGAGUAGUUUCUGGUAACGAUCGAUGGCUCACCACAUCAAAUUCUUAUAACGACCAUGAAGAUGACAAUUAUGUUGGGAGCCAGUGGAAGUCGCGUAACAGCAACUAUAGUGUCAGCAGCGGAAUUGAGAGACGUAGCCAUAAUCAAAGUCCAGCUAUAUAUAGGCCAGAAAUGGGUGCUACUACGAGUACGUAUGAUGAAGAUUUUAUAUAUGGUGAAUCUUAUAGGGCCAGAGCUCGAGUUCCACCCAAAAAAAAGAUUUUGACCGCAAGAUACAGAAGCAAGGCAAGGCAUUCACAUGGCCCUGAUUCAUAUAUCGAUACGGAGGACUGGCAGAGAAAUAAUGAUUCUGGAAGCCAAAAACUGCACCAUAGGAUGAGUGAUGGCAGGGAGAGUGACUAUCGCAGUGGUAGAAGCUCACGAGAUGUUGGUCGCAAAUCAAGCGAGGACGCUAAGAAUCAAAACUACAAAUAUACAGGAAGUACCAGCUUUAACGGCUCCGUCACAUUUCCAUUUGUUCAGCAAUUGAGCGUACAGCCAACUUAUCAAGGGGAUGGAGUUUGCACAUGUUGCCCAAAUGCCUUUCCAAAUGAGCAACCUGAAUACAAUGAACCCACUCCGAAACCGGACCCGGAGCCAAUACUAUCAGAGCCAGAGCCAGAAUCUGAAAUGUAUGUGCCACCAUCACUCCCUCGAAAGGAAAACGAUCGUGAUCUUAUUAGGGAUAUACCAAUCGCAUCGUCUAGACUUGAAUCAAAGCGAACUUCAAGGGUUGCAUCUGUAGCUGGGUCUAGAGCGGUGUCCAAUCGACCAUCGUUCGAACAAGCACGGCCUCUCAAAAGGAUGGUCUGUACAAAUAACAGAAGUAGAUUUAAUAAAUCGCCCAAGGAAAACAUGAUAAUGUGCCCUUCGGGAAGACAGGAAAAAAUGGACGAAUAUGACGACGAGGGCCCAGAAAACAGAAAUCGGCAAAGAAGUGAUGACUUUAGAGGGAGCCCCGAAAGACCAACGCGCCGAAGUAAUGAGGAAGAAUUUGUAGAUGGUCCAGAAAGGAAGAUGCGCCGAAGUGGUGAAGAUGAAAGAGUUUCGUCGGCGUCUGGCCAACAAAAUGAAGACAUCCCGGGAAAACAAUCAAGAUUGCAAUCAAGAAGAAUGUCAAGGAGUAAACCCGAUCAGGACUUUUAUCCCGAGACUGAUCCGGUACAGUCUCCGCGAAGGCAAUCUCAACGGGGCAAUGAAGGGUACACUUCGCCAGAUGGUUGUAAAAGUAGAUCAAAUCGGCAAAGCCGCGAUAAAGGAGAGAGAUCUAGGCAUGCUAGUCAGGACUAUUAUCCCGAGACUGAUCCGGUGGAGCCUUCGCAAAGGCAAUCUCAACGGGGCGAUGAAGGGUACACUUCGCCAGAUAGUUCUAAAAAUAGAUCAAAUCGGCAAAGCCGCGAUAAAGGAGAGAGAUCUAGGCAUGCUAGUCAGGACUAUUAUCCCGAGACUGAUCCGGUGGAGCCUCCGCAAAGGCAACCUCAACGGGGCGAUGAAGGGUACACUUCGCCAGAUGGUUCUAAAAAUAGAUCAAAUCGUCAGAGCAUCGAAAAACAAGAGAGAUCUAUGAAUGAUAAUCCGGACUAUUAUCCCGGGCCUGAUCCGAUGAAGUCUCCGCGAAGGCAAUCUCAACGGGCCGAAGAAGGGUACACUUCGCCAGAUGGUUCUAAAAAUAGAUCAAAUCGACAAAGCCGCGAUAAAGGAGAGAGAUCUAGGCAUGCUAGUCAGGACUAUUAUGCCGAGGCUAAUCCGGUGGAGCCUCCGCAAAGGCAAUCUCAACGGGGCGAUGAAGGGUACACUUCGCCAGAUGGUUCUAAAAAUAGAUCAAAUCGGCAAAGCCGUGACAAAGGAGAAAGAUCUAGGCAUGCUAGUCAGGACUAUUAUCCCGAGGCUAAUCCGAUGGAGUCUCCGCGAAGACAAUCUCAACCGAUCGAUGAUUCUAAAAAUAGAUCAAAUCGGCAGAGCCGCGAUAAAAUAGAAAGAUCAAGGCAUAAUAGUCAGGACUAUUAUCCAGAGACUGAUCCGGUAGUGUCUCCGCGAAGACAAUCUCAACGGGGCGAUGAAGGGUACACUUCGCCAGAUGGUUCUAAAAAUAGAUCAAAUCGGCAAAGCCGCGAUAAAGGAGAAAGAUCUAGGCAUGCUAGUCAGGACUAUUAUCCCGAGACUGAUCCGGUGGAGCCUCCGCAAAGGCAAUCUCAACGGGGCGAUGAAGGGUAUAUUUCGCCAAACAGUUCCAAAUAUAGAUCAAAUCGGCAAAGCCUCGAAAAACAAGAAAGAGAACAGGACUAUGAUCGGUACGGUCCUAAUAAUCUUUGUAAAGGUAGUUGUUACGCAACGUGCGCAUUGGUUAGAAGUACACGCAACAGUCAAAAAAGCAAUGAAUAUCCCGCAAAUUACGAAAUCGACAAGGAGGACUACGGAGAAAGGACUACGGACGAUGAAUAUAAUAGUGAAAAGGACCGUUUGUCUUUAAAAGAUCAGAAUGGUCAGGAAGAUUACGAAAACCCAACCGACAAUCUUAACCACGGUAUGGACUGUGAAUGUCCACAGGGAAACUAUGGAGGAAGGCAAAGUUACAAGCGCGAUACGGAAUAUGUACCAGAUAAAUACCAGACCAGACAAGACGAUGAGUAUAAUCGUGGUAAGGAUCCUAUAUCAAAAUACCAAUCUGAACAGGAUUACAAUGAAUGUCCUGCAAAUUACCAGACAAACACAAAUAUCGAUGGCAGAGAUCUCGAUAUGGUUCCUAUUUGUCCUAAAUACCAGAACAUCCAGGAUGCCCGUGGAAGUAGAGAGGAUAAAAAUAUUGAAGACUGUAUCUGUCUAGGAAACCAGGCGCAUCAUGAUAGCUACCAAGAAAGACAAGAGUAUAACCGCCAUAAGGAUCAGACCUAUCAGGAGAACUACGGAAGGACGGACGCUGAUUUUAACACCGAUAAGAAUAAUGAACCUGCAAAUCAACAAGAGCACUAUGAUCCCUGUCUAUGUGCAGCCAAUCUGCCAAAUCAAUAUAACCGCAAGAAACAAACCUUUAAUUGUGACCUAAACUGCUCCUGUCCAGCAAAUCGUAAGAAGGAACCCUAUAAAUAUGAUCCAGACUGCUCCUGUCCAGCAAAUCUCAAAAGGGAACCCUUUAAAUGUAAUCUAGACUGCUUCUGCCCAGCAAAUCGCAAGAAGGAGCCAGCAAAUCAGAUAACUCCUUAUAAGAAGGAACCCUAUAAAGAUUAUCAAGACUGCCCCUGCCCAGAAAAUCCGAUACCUCCUUAUAAGGAGAAACCCUAUAAAGGUGAACCUGACUGCUACUGUCCAGAAAAUCGGAUAGCUCCUUAUAAAGGCAAUAUAGAGCCAGAAUAUCAGCCAGCUCCGGUUAUUCGAGAAAUAGAGUAUCCACCAGAAAAGUACGAGCCAGAAGUUAUACCAGAAAAGUACCAACCAGAAGUUAUACCUGAAAAGUACGAGCCAGAAAUUAUACCUCAACAGUACGAGCCAGAAAUUAUACCUGAAAAGUACGAGCCAGAAAUUAUACCUGAAAAGUACGAACCAGAAGUUAUACCUGAAAAGUACGAGCCAGAAAGUAGUCCUAAAGAGCCCCUUACCGAUCAGGAAGACUUGAAACCUGAUGAGGUAAUGCUUGAUUGUGAGUGCCCAACAAGCGAAGAUGAUGCGGAGAAAUUCGAGCCCGCCAAGGAAGAGCCAAAGCCAGAGCCACCUAUAAGGGCUCCUUGUCUUUGCGAGGCGGCCGUUGAGACGGACAUUGACAUGACCUUGACUGAUAGAGCCAGACGAAAGAAAUGCAAUUGCUCUCAAGAUUCCUUGGAAACAGCCAAGCUUAUAGAGAAAAAGGCGAAAGAAGAAAAAAAUGCAAUCUUUAAUGAACCUGAAAGUGCUCCGCCAGUUAAGUCCAGGGUCGCAAAAGGAGCCAAAAAAAUAGGGAAAAUCUGCUCAUGCAAGCCACCUGUAUUCAAUAAAAAUGUCAAAAACGCCAAGGCUGCAAGUCCUGUAGGUCCUGCGACAAAACACGAACAGUUGAAACAACGGACUCAGUCACCGGUGGGAGCCAAGCCACGUUCGCUCAGCAAGCGUCAGAACAAAAUCGACGAUGACGGCCUAAACAAAUUCCAGGCCCUCGGCGGCCCAGCACGCCAGUACGUUUACGAAAUGCAGGAUGAGAUACACAUUAAAGUCAGCAAUCAUCAGAAUGGCGGCUAUGAGGUGUACAAAAAGCAUGUAAAUAAAUCGCAAACAUGCGAUGGUCUGGCUAUAUUGUGCUCGUUCCGGGUGCCGCCAACUUUGGCGGAGACGACAAUAGGCAUACUGAACAAUCACAUAUCACAAAACGCGCCGAAUGCGGAAGAUGAUUUUAAUUCUAUUUCAGAAUCUCAAGAACGGCCCAAGAAAUGCUUUCCAAUACGAAACAACUUAACUGAACGGCGAAAUCCUAGACAACCUGCGGAACGCUUAGGAAGUAAUCCGUUUCUUAAAUUGAAUUUCGAUGCUUCGAAACGAGACAUAAUUGUAUUGCAUCCUCCGGUGCCUAACUUUCGUCCGUCGAAGAACUCUCUCAGCAUGAAGGAUUUUGAAGUAGAGAAUUACGAGAGAGAGCAUUGGCCGGUUGAGAGAUACUCGAAAUCAAUGCGGCCCAUGCCGAAACGAUCACCUAGUCACUGACAACCUAAGCCAAACCAAUCUAACCAUAGCUCUAGUUUCUUCACACAUCAUCCAUAGCACCAUAAAAUGUCAUUCACCAACUAAA
Drosophila montana is the source of this 5547-nucleotide messenger RNA. RefSeq lists its product as uncharacterized. The record is from RefSeq and is a predicted model, not a curated record. The transcript has 3 exons. NCBI's taxonomy places the organism in Eukaryota, Metazoa, Arthropoda, Insecta, Diptera, Drosophilidae. The coding region runs from base 177 to 5462 and encodes 1761 amino acids.